Endocarpon pusillum Z07020 is the source of this 1695-nucleotide messenger RNA. RefSeq lists its product as uncharacterized. Lineage: Eukaryota; Fungi; Ascomycota; Eurotiomycetes; Verrucariales; Verrucariaceae. Gene Ontology annotation, molecular function: basic amino acid transmembrane transporter activity. The transcript is spliced from 3 exons. Bases 1 to 1695 code for a protein of 564 amino acids. The record is from RefSeq and is a predicted model, not a curated record. Gene Ontology annotation, biological process: transmembrane transport; basic amino acid transport. Gene Ontology annotation, cellular component: fungal-type vacuole membrane.
AUGGCUUCUGAUAGGGAUGCUUCCGAGAUAUCUCCUCUGCUAGGCAAGACUGGUAACGGAAGCAUAAUCGGCAGAAUCGAUUCUGUCGCUGUUGAUGGGGGAUUGACCACCAAUGCCGCUGAUAUAACUGCGGACGUUGAACGUCGAACAUCAUUGGACGAGGGCAGAACUGCUCAAUUUCAAGGAUCACCCGAGAUCCAGAAGAAGUUGAAAUACAUUGUUCCCGCCCUCUCGGUCGGGAUACUCCUGUCAGCAGCCGACCAGACCAUCAUCGUUUCCAGCUAUGGAACUAUCGGCAACGAGCUCAAGGCCCUCAACCUGACGAGCUGGAUUGCGACCUCUUACUUUCUGACCUUAACAUCCUUUCAGCCGCUUUAUGGUAAACUUAGUGACAUUUUUGGGCGGAAGGCUUGCUUGCUAUACGCAUACGCGGUUUUUGGUCUUGGUUGUCUGUUUUGCGGUCUCUCUCAGGACAUUAAGCAGCUGAUUGCGGCGAGAGUUUUCCAAGGCAUAGGUGGUGGUGGCAUGACUACCGUCGUGAGCAUCUUGAUAAGCGACAUCGUCCCGCUGGAAGACAGAGGCCUAUGGCAAGGCUACAUCAAUAUAAUCUACGCAACUGGCGCCGGAUGUGGGGCUCCCCUCGGUGGCCUCCUCGCUGACUCUAUUGGCUGGAGAUGGUCAUUCUUGGGGCAAGCUCCCCUGUGUCUAGUGGCCUUCAUAUCCGUAUUCUUCGUGCUCAAACUCCCACCAAAAGAGGAAAAGAACUGGAAAACAAACCUAGGAAGGAUCGACUUCCUCGGCGCCCUUGUGCUUGUUUUCGCAGUAUUCGACAUGCUCCUUGGGUUGGACCGCGGCAGCAACGUCUCCUGGUCCACUCCCCUCAGCUACGGCCCACUCGUGGCCUCCGUCCUCCUGUUCGCUCUCUUCAUCCUAGUCGAAAUGAAAUAUGCAGCCGAGCCCUUCGCCCCAGGCCACAUAAUCUUCGAUCGUUCACUCUUCGCCGGGUACCUAUGCAAUUUCUUCAGCUUUAGUGGCUGGCUCUCAGGCAUAUACUACAUCCCCCUAUUCUUCCAAGCUGUCGACGGCCAUGGCGCAGCCGCAUCAGGCGUACGCCUCCUCCCCGCCAUCCUCGCAGGCGUCACCGGGUCUCUACUCGGCGGGCUCGUGAUGAAGAAGACUGGAAAAUACUACUGGCUCACCGUGACCGCGUACACGAUGCUCGUCGGCGGGAUGGUGAUCAUUCUCCUCUUUGCGGGGACGAUAGUCAACAGCACCUGGGGUCUCAGCCUCGGUAUGGUGCUCUGCGGCUUCGGCAACGGCGUAGGGGUCACCACGACGCUCAUCGCGCUGAUCUCCAAUGCGGCGCCCGAGGACCAGGCCGUGACGACGGCAUGCUCAUACUUAUUCCGCUCUCUUGGAUCAGUCAUCGGCAUCUCGCUGAGCUCGACCGUCGUGCAGCAAUCACUGAGGAGCUAUUUGAUCCGCGAUCUAGGGAGUGGCGAAGAGGCGGACAGGAUUGUGCAGCGCGUGCGCAGGAGCCUGGAGUAUAUUCGGACGCUGGAUCCCGAGGUGCGGGAUAUGGUGAGGAGAUGCUAUGGACAUGCUGUCCGAGAUGCAUUUGCGCUGAUGAUUGGCAUCACUUUCUUUGCCUUGAUUAGUAGUUUCUUCAUCAGAGAGAAGAGGCUGAGUCGAUAG